CCUUUCCCUUUCACGAUCAUCAUCACCAAUCGUAGAAUGGACGCCGCAAGUAUCGCACUAGCGGAAGGUCUUGGGCCAAAUGAGCCCAGAUCGUAUAGAGCCUUAUCAAAAUGCCACAGGGUCGCUUGCACAACCCUAUGGAACCGCGCACAUAGACAACCCUUAAAGGAAGACAAAGCCAAAGGCCAACAGUAUCUCACCCCUAUGGAAGAGAAAGCCCUUACUAAAUACUCGAUACAUAUGUCUACUAUAGGAUACCCUGUUCGAAUCAAGUAUAUCCCCUCACUUGCAUUCGUUAUUGCACGUCAACGCACCACAAAUACAAAAAUCAAGCCUCCAAGUACGAGUUGGAUCGAGGCCUUCAAGCGACGUAAUCCAGUGCUCCGCAAAGAUGGGGUCCCAUCUGCAAGACGAAGUACCCCAGACUCCAGUUACACCAGCAACUCCAGCAACAGUAGAGGCUCUCAUAUCACUACGCGGCUUAAUUGAACAGGACGCUCAUAAGCUUGAAGAGGCAAGCAAACAGCGCCUACAAAGGCGGUUACAGAAAUUCUCCAAUGCCGCCCAAAUAUUCCUUGCCGAACGAACCCUCCUUCAAGACGAGAACCAACUCUUGUUUAAACAGAACAACGAAGCCAAGGUUCGCCGAUCGACCAAGUCAACCGUUAUAGGGAAGGCGAAGGUGAUGAGCUAUGAGGAUAUUGAGGAGGCACGAGAGAAGCGUGCGGCGAAAGAACAAGCUGCUUCGGACAAGAGGGAACGUGGACAGAAGCGCGCUGCAAAAAGGGAAGAUACUGCGGACAAGGGAAAACGCUCUCAGAAGCGUAAGGCUCCUGCUCCAAAGGGAGAUUCACAGCCAAGGGCCAAAGUAGUGCGGAUAAGCGAAGCGCCAGAGGCAGCGAGGGCCCCAGUGGUGUGGAUGAGUGAAGAACAGGUUGCCCCAGUGGCGCGAAUGUAUUGAGAUUGUCGUACGAAGAAGGUAGAAUCAUUGCGCGAUCACGGCGGAGCGAAGUAGAAAUUGCUAUAGUAGAUUAGGAGAAAGUUGGGCAUUUGUUCGAAAAUACCAAUCGUGACAAAACUCAGUCAUAGUCUGAAUCAUUCUCCCAAUAAGGGUCAUGUCGUCGACGAUAAUAUUCGUCCAGCCACUGUUCCUUUUCCGUCUCUUCUUCCAUCUCCUGCU
Molecule: messenger RNA, 1180 nt
Organism: Mytilinidion resinicola
Lineage: Eukaryota; Fungi; Ascomycota; Dothideomycetes; Mytilinidiales; Mytilinidiaceae
Exons: 1
Coding region: 392-961 (189 amino acids)
Source: RefSeq, a predicted model, not a curated record